UCCCUUUUUGUGCCACCUCUUUUCUCUUUUUCAAUAUACCAAUACCUCGCAAGUUUAAUUAUUUUUUCCUCUUUGUUGACUGGAAUAAUUUCCUCAAUACGUUCGAUUUUUGCUUGGUCUAUGGAUCUAGUAUUGAGAAUUGGUACAAUGAUGUUCUCCGAGGAUGCUGCUUUUCCUAAGUUGUUUACUUGGCUUUAUCUGGACGAGAAUUGCUCUGGGUUUCGCGUCAACUUAUGUUUGAACUCUCUUGAGUGAAAAACCAAUCCGGGUUGGUAUGUUUGUUGGAAUCUAAGUGGAGGACGUUUCUGGGUUUCUCUGUUUUUUCACGCUUCUACUUGUUUGGGAUUAAAAAAAAAAAAAGUUGAUGGCUACGUUUCUUUUGUUAGGAUUAUAUUCCUUUUCACAUCCCCUUUGAGGAACAUAAUGUGAUUUUGUAAUUUUUUUUUCUCCCCUGAAGUUUAUUUGUUGUCUGGGUUAAAGAAUGUUCAGGCCUUUGCAUCGAGGUAUAUCCGGGGUACGGAUCUCCGGUGGCAGCAAUAAUUUUAGUGAUUCUCAAAUGAUAGAUAGAACAGAGAAAGAAGAUUUGGAUAGAAGAGGUUCGUCUGAUCAGGGCUCAUUUUCGAUGAGGAUGCCUCUUCGGGUAGUUUUCCCAGAUAAUAAUUCUCCUUCCAAAUAUGGGAAUAGUGAAAAUGGAUUUUCAUCGGAUUCCCUAAUUUCCAACACUCCUAGAAACAGACACAAAUUGACAUUGCUACUCCUGAAGUUGAGUCUUGCAUUGGUUAUAGUCAUUGCUCUUUUUGGAUCAUUUUGGUGGACAAUAUCCAUUUCAACAUCUUCAAGGGGUCACAUAUCUCUUGGUUAUAGGCGACUCCAAGAACAACUUGUUUCGGACCUGUGGGAUAUUGGAGAGCUCUCUCUUGGUUCUUCAAGGUCGAAAGACAUGGAAUUCUGUCCUCAGGAGUUUGAAAAUUAUGUUCCCUGCUUCAAUGUGUCGGAGAACCUCGAAUCAGGUUUAUCUGAUGGGCAUGAGUAUGACGGGAAUUGCCCACGUGGGAUGAGGCAAAAUUGUUUAGUUCUUCCACCCGCAAACUACAAGAUUCCUCUCAGGUGGCCCACUGGAAAAGAUGUAAUCUGGUUGGCAAAUGUGAAAAUUACAGCACAGGAAGUACUUUCUUCUGGAAGCUUCACCAAGAGGAUGAUGAUGUUGGAAGAAGAGCAGAUUUCUUUUCGGUCAGCCUCACCCAUGUUUGAUAGCGUUGAAGACUAUUCACAUCAAAUUGCAGAAAUGAUAGGUCUGAGAAAUGAAUCUAACUUGGUUAAAUCUGGGGUAAGAACCAUCCUGGAUGUGGGUUGUGGUUACGGUAGCUUUGGAGCACAUCUCUUUUCUAAACAGCUAUUAACUAUGUGCAUUGCAAAUUAUGAGGCUUCAGGCAGUCAAGUUCAGCUGACUCUUGAAAGGGGUCUUCCCGCAAUGAUUGGAUCCCUUACUUCAAAACAACUGCCUUAUCCGUCUCUCUCCUUUGAUAUGCUGCAUUGUGCACGAUGUGGCAUUGAUUGGGAUCAAAAAGAUGGUAUACUCCUGAUUGAAGCUGAUAGAGUUAUAAAGCCAGGUGGAUAUUUUGUCUGGACAUCACCACUUACUAAUGCUCAGACAUUCCUUCGAAACAAAGAGAAUCAGAAAAGGUGGAACUUUGUCCGUGAUUUUGCAGAACAUCUCUGCUGGGAGUUGUUGCAACAGCAAGAUGAAACUGUUGUGUGGAAGAAGACGAGUACAAAGAAGUGCUAUAGUGCACAGAAGCCUGGUUCCGGGCCUCCUCUAUGCAGCAAGGGUCACGAUGUUGAAUCUCCUUAUAAUCGACCACUUCAAAGCUGUAUUGGAGGAACACAAAGCCGCAGAUGGAUUCCUAUUGAACAGAGGAGCUCGUGGCCUUCUAGGGCUAAUCUGAACAAGAAUGAACUUGCGAUAUAUGGGUUGCAUCCAGAAGAACUUUCUGAAGAUGAUGUAAAUUGGAAAAUUGCGGUCAAUAAUUAUUGGUCACUUCUGUCACCAUUAAUAUUUUCGGAUCAUCCAAAGAGGCCUGGUGAUGAGGACCCAUCACCACCUUAUAACAUGCUUAGAAAUGUGCUGGACAUGAAUGCUCAUUUUGGUGGGUUUAAUUCUGCACUCCUGAGAUCUAAAAAGUCUGUGUGGGUCAUGAAUGUCGUUCCAACAAGUGGACCUAACUAUCUUCCCCUGAUCCUUGACCGUGGUUUUGUUGGCGUUUUGCACGAUUGGUGUGAAGCUUUUCCAACAUAUCCAAGAACAUACGAUCUAGUGCAUGCUGAAGGACUUCUUUCUCUUGAAACUAGUCAACAACGAAGAUGUACCAUGCUUGACCUAUUCACUGAGAUCGAUCGCAUACUUCGUCCGGAGGGUUGGGUGAUCAUCCGCGACAGAGCUCCUCUUAUUGAAUCAGCGAGAGCGCUGACGACACUGCUGAAGUGGGAUGCCCGAGUUAUAGAAAUGGAGAGUAACAGUGAUGAGAGGCUCCUUAUCUGCCAGAAGCCUUUCUUCAAGAGACAAGCAAACUAGUUUUUUUGAGUUUUCAAAGAUAGCCCAAGAAAGUUAAGUUCACAGUAUUCAUAUUCAUUUACUGAUUGUUAAUUUAUCAUCAUAAAAGCUUCGCCAAAGAAUGGGGGGAAUCGAAAUUUUGAACAGAAGAAACGUAAAAAACCGGAGUAUGAUCGACCACAACUCCUAUGGAGCCGUAAGGCGUUCAUAGGGCAUUGUAAUUAUGCAAAAUUGAGGCGCAGAGCAGGUGAGAAGUAUAGGAUUAGUUUUGAUUUUCCAUGUGAUGUCUCAUUAUACCUAUACGACCAAAUCAUUAAGAUUGUGAAGAUGUUACAAAAGAAUAAGCAAGUGCUGUUUGCUUUUAGUGUAUAAAAUGCUUGGCAUUUCAUUUAAAGUAAAUGAAAAAAAAAAUAAUAAUAAUAAUAGAACAUAUAUUUUUUUCUUCAGGCA
Messenger RNA from Morus notabilis, 3001 nucleotides. RefSeq names its product probable pectin methyltransferase QUA2. The record is from RefSeq and is a predicted model, not a curated record. NCBI's taxonomy places the organism in Eukaryota, Viridiplantae, Streptophyta, Magnoliopsida, Rosales, Moraceae. Gene Ontology annotation, molecular function: methyltransferase activity. The transcript is spliced from 9 exons. Gene Ontology annotation, cellular component: cytoplasm. The coding region runs from base 482 to 2572 and encodes 696 amino acids.